Rhodamnia argentea is the source of this 2566-nucleotide messenger RNA. RefSeq lists its product as uncharacterized. The record is from RefSeq and is a predicted model, not a curated record. The transcript has 14 exons. Lineage: Eukaryota; Viridiplantae; Streptophyta; Magnoliopsida; Myrtales; Myrtaceae. The coding region runs from base 171 to 2273 and encodes 700 amino acids.
GACUCAAGGCGAGCAUCUUCAUCGCCAAGCGUUGUUCCCCUGCACUUCGUCUCCUCCACAGAAUUCCUCUCUCUCUCUCUCUCUCUCUCUCUCUCUCUAUAGUGUGUUCGCUCCCUGACCAAUUUAGAUGGACAUUUUGUCCAUUCCGCGAUUCUCUCUCUCCUCCUUCUAUGGCUCUCUUUGUAUCUCCCCAUUCUCUCCCCAUUCGUUUUCUCUCGCGCGACUCUGACCGCUCGCUUCGGAAUCCAUGCCGUUUUCGCUUCUCCGCCUCGUCCUCCGCGGCGGCGGCGGCGGCGACGGCGGAGCGAGACAAGAGAAAUGGUGUGGCGAUUCUCUGGUACAAGCACGAUCUUCGCGUGGACGAUCACCCUGGUAUUGUAGCGGCAGCUCGGUACCAGAGUGUUGUUCCUCUCUACGUCUUCGAUCACCGAUUACUUUCUCGUUUCUCAGAUGAAAUGCUAGAACUUCUACUACAUGCUUUGCGUGACUUGAAAUAUACCUUGAGGGAGCACGGUUCCGAUUUGUUGAUCAGAUAUGGCUGUGCAGAGGAAGUCAUUCAAGAGCUUGAUAAAGAGGUUAAUGCUACCUCUUUGCUCACAGAAGAGGAGGUGGAAUACGACAUGAUGAAGAUAAUAAAUGCCGUGAGGGAUACCUUUGCCAAAGUAACAUCUCAUCUUGAGAGAAUCCGGGAUGUUGAAUUGUGGCGGACUCCUUUUUAUGAUCUUGAGAACCUUGAGGAUUUGCCGCUAUCUCACGAGGACUUAAAAAAGCGUGAAAUUCCCCUAGUUUCUCCCUUCUUGUGUCCGGCAGUUCCGGCUGCUCAAAUGAACUUGGAUUGGGGUGAUCUCCCAACGUAUGACUAUCUGAAGGAAUUUAUCAACAGAAACACGUAUAAGCUAAAAAGGGGCUGGACUUCUCUGAAGGAGACAUCAGCUGAGACCAUACUGCAGAAGGCCAUUUGUAGGUCUGAUACUUCCAUCAAGGGUGGUUUGCAGUCAAACCAUGCCUACACGAAAAGAAUGAAGAACUCUGUUUUUGUUACACAAAGUGGAAAGAUUGUUGGAGGUGGGACGCUUGCCGUAUUAAAUGCAUUGGCUGCGUACCUGAGAUACUUGGAAGGAACAGCUCGAAGUGACUGGCAGGAGGUGCAUAAUAGAAUGCGUGAGGCUGAAAGUCGAGAGGGAGCAUCCUUUUAUGCUCUUUUUGGUCCUGCACUUAUUCUUGGCAUUUUGUCAAGGAGAAGAGUCUAUUAUGAAGCUAUCAAGUUUGAGAAAGAAAGGAAUGCGGGAUUUUUAUCUCCUUUUGGAUAUUCAGCGCCCACUGUUGCUGCAGCAGUUGACAGUGUGUGUUCAAUGGAGUGGUAUUGGGUAAUGGCAUCGAGAAGUCAAAAGAUGAACGAAGGGAUGCAUUCUGUUAGGAUAUGGAGAUGGAAGGGGCACUUGAUUCAGUACACUGUUGUUGGUGACCAAGGACCUGCGAUACUUUUGGUGCAUGGUUUUGGUGCCUUAAUGGAGCACUUCCGCGACAACUUAGGUGGUAUAUCUGAUGGCGGCAACCGUGUAUGGGCCAUCACUCUCUUGGGAUUUGGUAGAUCAGAAAAGCCUAAUAUUGUUUAUACAGAACUAAUGUGGGCUGAAUUGCUGAGAGAUUUUGUCAUUGAAGUUGUUGGUGAACCAACGCAUCUGGUGGGAAACUCAAUUGGCGGCUAUGUUGCUGCAAUAUUUGCCAGCCUAUGGCCUACUUUAGUGAAGUCUGUGGUUCUCAUGAACAGUGCAGGCGAUGUAGUUCCAGGAUAUUCUUCUAUUCCAUUGCCUAAAGAAAGACAGACUUCAGGAGCUACAUGGUUGGGUGCUCGUCUCCUUUUGUUUUACCUGAGAUCAAGUAUAGGACAGAUUGUGAGGAAUUGCUACCCCGUGAAAACAGAGCGGGCUGACGAUUGGCUUAUCGAUGAGAUGCUUAGAUCAUCGUAUGAUCCUGGGGUGCUAGUUGUGCUGGAAAGCAUCUUCAGUUUUAACCUUUCCAUUCCUCUAAACUUUCUCUUGAAAGGAUUUAAUGGAAAGGUUUUAGUUGUCCAGGGGAUGAAAGAUCCGAUCUCCAACUCCAAGUCUAAGCUGGCUAUGCUUAACAAACAUUGCGCGGGAAUCUCGACCAGGGAAAUCGAUGCUGGUCAUUGUCCCCAUGAUGAGGUUCCAGAACUAGUGAAUUCCAUUCUUUGUGAAUGGAUAGUACAGGUUGAAGAUAAACUCCAUCACAUCGAAAGAUGUCGGGAGUGAGUUAUCUUGCAUAUGAAUAUUAAUAUGUCUACAAGUCAAUUAUUCCUGGUAAUUGUUAAAUGGGGUAUGUUAGGUCCGUCCUUUGGUGGGGGUACCCCAAACUUGUAAGCUUGGUGUUAGAUAAGACCUGACGUUGGGCAUUAGAAUGGCUCGAGCCCAUUUGCAAAAGGUGUAGAAUUCAGUAUGAAGUGUAACAGGGUUUAGGCGUGAACUGAUCGGCAUGGCUCAGGCUUGCACAAGACGAUCAUCGGUUUAUUAUCAAUAGGAGAAGAGUCGUGCAGGGCCCGGGAGAA